Clunio marinus is the source of this 467-nucleotide messenger RNA. The record is from the annotation of a GenBank genome assembly. Lineage: Eukaryota; Metazoa; Arthropoda; Insecta; Diptera; Chironomidae.
AGUUUUUCAUAAUCUUUCAAUUAAUAAAGACGUAAAACUACAAAGCAGAUAAAAUGAAGAUUUUCAUCUUAAUGUUGACUGUUUUACUAUUCGUGUGCUUUGCCGAAUCACUUCGACCCCCCAAGAGAAUGAGAAUAGGUGGUCAGACCUUUAAGUUUAGUGGGUGCAUGGGAUGCUUUCCUGGGAAAAAUCCUAUAUGUGGAAAAAGUGCCAGUGGUAACAGAACUUUCGACAACAAAUGUGAACUUAAUAAAUACAAUUGCGAAAAUCCCGGCCAAGAAUUCGUCUUUCUCCAUGAUGAGCCAUGUGUUACGGAAUAAAGGUGUUGAAAUGUAAUUUUUUGUCUUAUUUUUACUUUUAAGAGUUAUUUGUAUGUCUUCAAAGUAAAAAAUAAAAGAUAUUCUUGAAACAAUUUAUUCUUUCUUUAAGAAGAAAAAACUUUUAAUAAUAAAAAAAUUAUCAGCAAC